This is a messenger RNA of Lacerta agilis (Sand lizard), 1441 nucleotides long. Its product is annotated as 2-acylglycerol O-acyltransferase 1-like. Gene Ontology annotation, biological process: triglyceride biosynthetic process; diacylglycerol biosynthetic process. Gene Ontology annotation, molecular function: diacylglycerol O-acyltransferase activity. Gene Ontology annotation, cellular component: endoplasmic reticulum membrane. The record is from RefSeq and is a predicted model, not a curated record. The coding region runs from base 1 to 1299 and encodes 432 amino acids. Lineage: Eukaryota; Metazoa; Chordata; Lepidosauria; Squamata; Lacertidae. The transcript has 7 exons.
AUGAUGGGGAGCGAUGGAGCGAGAAAGAGGCGCACACGGGCGCCGGGGAAGGCGCGGACCGAGGCGCAAAGCUCUCGUCUAGGUCUCCAACUGUCGCCGCGCCGGCAUGGCAGGAAUCGUGCCGGUGAGCCCCGCCUCGGGAUCUCCAAACUUGGAAGGGGCGAUGGGCUCUCUCCACUGGCCAGGCGCAGCCCGGCCCGCGAGGAGGACCCACCCCGGGGGAGGCGAGAAGCCGCGCUCGCCGUUGCCCUUUGGGCGCCUUCUGGCGUGAAGCCUCUUCGGCGGCGCGCCUUGAAGGUCGAGUUCGCUCCGUUCAACAUCCCCCUGGAGAGGAGGCUGCAGACGGCCGCCGUGUUUCAAUGGGUCUUCUCGUCCCUGCUGCUAGCACAAUGCUGCUGUGGAAUCUUCAUGAUAUUUGUAUUUGGAGAUUACUGGUUUAUCUCGGCUUUUUAUGCACUCUGGCUAUACCUUGACUGGGAAACCCCCCAAACUGGGGGGCGAAGAUCCGAGUGGUUCAGAAACUGGACUGUGUGGAGAUACUUUAAGGAAUACUUUCCAAUUCAUCUCAUAAAAACCUCAGAUUUGGAUCCAAGCCAAAACUACCUCUUUGGGUUUCAUCCUCAUGGCGUCCUUGUCGCUGGAGCUUUUGGAAACUUUUGCACAGAAUACACAGGUUUUAAGAAGUUAUUCCCUGGUCUGACUCCAUACCUACACGUCUUUCCUUUAUGGUUAAGGUGUCCUUUUUUCAGAGACUAUAUUAUGUGUGCAGGGCUGGUUUCAGCAUCCAAGAAGAGUGUGUCUCAUGUACUCAGCCAUGAAGGUGGUGGAAAUGUUGCUGUGAUUGUAAUUGGAGGAGCAGAAGAGUCUUUAGAUGCCCGUCCUGGAAGCUUAACUCUUAGCAUCCUCAAAAGGAAAGGGUUCAUUAAGGUGGCUUUGAAACAUGGGGCUCAACUGGUCCCAGUGUUUUCUUUUGGGGAAAAUGAACUGUUCAAACAAGUUGCAAACCCAAAAGGAUCGAGGCUCAGAACAUUGCAAGAGAAAAUGCAGAAGAUUAUGGGGUUUACAUUGCCUUUGUUUCACGGCAGAGGAAUCUUUCAAUAUAGCUUUGGCGUGAUGCCUUACAGGAAACCUAUUCACACUAUUGUUGGGAACCCUAUUGCUGUGAAACAGAAUCUGAAUCCCACCGUUGAAGAAAUUAAUCAACUCCAUGAGAAAUAUCUGCAGGAACUCCAGGAGUUAUUUGACAAAAACAAAGAAAAGUACGGGAUAUCAGAGCACGCAUCUCUCACGUUUACCUAAAUGCAGGUUCAAGUACAGGGAGAAUGUGAUUCAGAAGAGUUGCUUGCUGGUGAAAAGCAACUUUUUACCCCUUCCAACCCUUCUCUCCAACAACUUACAAGAGUUACACUAUUCUUGUGUAACUGGGUACAAUGUGACUCAU